AUGAGUGACUAUGUCAACCCCAAUUUGCCUAUAAAAUCUACAGAGGCAAGAGUAGGUCGAAAUAACCAGAGGUACAAUGACGAAACAGGGGCAAGAAUAGUUGCAGGUUGUGUUUGUUUAAACGAGACAAAGGAUAAGAUUAUAAUGAUUACGUCUUCGAAAAAUAAGGGGAAAUGGAUUUUACCCAAGGGAGGCAAUGAAUUGGACGAGCUGUUGAUAGAAACAGCUGUUAGAGAAACAUGGGAGGAAGCAGGUAUUGAAGGUAUGGUUGUUAAGAAACUACCUGUCGUUUUAGAUUCAAGAGGGUCAAAAGCGCCAGUUAUCAAAGGGGAAUUCGACAAGAUUAUUCCAAAAAGCGAAUUUCAUUUUUUUGAGUUACUGGUUAAUCAAUUGAGUAUGGAGUGGCCCGAGGUCAAAAAGAGACAAAGAAGAUGGUGUACGUAUUCAGAAGCAAAACACGAAUUAGUCAAACUGAAGAGACCUGAACUUGUGAGUGUCUUGGAUCUGAGCUCUAUUGUAAGAGAUACAAAUGACGAAAACAAGGAUAAUUAUUGA
Messenger RNA from Lodderomyces oxycetoniae, 555 nucleotides. RefSeq names its product polyphosphatase. Gene Ontology annotation, cellular component: nucleus; cytoplasm. The coding region runs from base 1 to 555 and encodes 184 amino acids. Gene Ontology annotation, molecular function: endopolyphosphatase activity; diphosphoinositol-polyphosphate diphosphatase activity; bis(5'-adenosyl)-pentaphosphatase activity. Gene Ontology annotation, biological process: adenosine 5'-(hexahydrogen pentaphosphate) catabolic process; diadenosine pentaphosphate catabolic process; diphosphoinositol polyphosphate metabolic process. NCBI's taxonomy places the organism in Eukaryota, Fungi, Ascomycota, Pichiomycetes, Serinales, Debaryomycetaceae. The transcript has a single exon. The record is from RefSeq and is a predicted model, not a curated record.